This is a messenger RNA of Branchiostoma belcheri (Belcher's lancelet), 3857 nucleotides long. RefSeq lists its product as uncharacterized. The coding region runs from base 472 to 2967 and encodes 831 amino acids. The record is from RefSeq and is a predicted model, not a curated record. Lineage: Eukaryota; Metazoa; Chordata; Leptocardii; Amphioxiformes; Branchiostomatidae. Gene Ontology annotation, molecular function: protein binding. The transcript has 15 exons.
AGAACAUAUUUGUACACGCAUUUUGUAAACCUAGCACCCCUAUCUUUGCUAGUGGACGAACCAGCCCAAAGGUCUGCCGGGAUAGCACCCUUAGUGAGUAAACUUUCCGGAUAUAUUGUGUUUUGGAACCCAACACUCAAGUACCUCCCUCAAACUGGAUCAAAUGUCAUUUGCCGGGACCGAGAUGUCGCCGUGGACGGACUGACAGCCAAAAGACUUCGCUAUUAAACCGCGUUUUAAAACGUGACAGCAGUCCCCGUUUCCUAUUAAAACUUGAUGAUGUUCCGGCGGUUGUGGCGUGCCGAGGGGCCAUGACAACGGCUCGGCGUCGCGACUUUGCCGGACAAAUUUGUUUUGGUGGGACAGGAAAAACACCGUGACCGUAGUAUUGACAGAAGACUGCACAGUAUCUCCUGAGCUAUACAUGUUUUAUUGUACGUUUGGCUUUGUGAUGAAACAAUGUGAUGCAAUAUGACGACUGCCCACCCAGAAAGGAACUGGACACAACUGCAAGAGGGGCUGAACCGUGUGCAUAAGGAGCUGGGAGGGAAGCCGAAUGCCUCCUUGGACCCGGAGGACAGUAGGCCAGCCAGAGUCAUGUCAGCUGGCAAACACAAACACAUCUACCCUAGCAGGAGAACACCUCCACAGCUACCACAACUAAGAUUAAGUACUCCUCCGGAGUAUUACAGCGAUGAUGAUCUCAGGAGAGGGAGGCGGAAAGUCGUUCCACCGGUAAAACCGAAGAGGGACGCUUUCCAAAGGCCUGUGUCAGAUGAGGACAGUUACGACAGUGGGGAAUCGUCCGAUGAAGAUCGUGCGUACCCGUACCACAACGGCCCCGCCCCUCCCCAACCGUACCCCUACGGUUACUACCAGCCGCCCAUGGUGUACCCCGCCAUGCCGGCCUUCUACCCCCAACCCCAACCUCACCACCAGAGAACCAAGAGACGGGACAGAGGGAAAACCAAGGCAAAGGCGAGACACCGUCCACAGGAAAAAGGCGAGACAAGAGUCAAGCACCUCGGCAGUCGGCGAGCGGCGGAGACACACAGAAGUCACCGCGACGCCGCCACGCAUACCGUCGAGGAGCGGGGGAUCCAGGCAGACGAGUCCGAUACCGUCCAGGACGCGAGAGCACUGUCCAAAUUCAAGGCGAAGGAAUCGUUGAACUACACCCCCGUCCCGAACAAUUUUACAGAUAAAAGGACAAACUAUCCACAGGUAGGGGGUGGGAGGAUGGAUCCGUUGGAAGUAGGUUACCUCCGACCGAAGCAAGCGCUGUACGAUACUGCAGACCUGUACACACAUCGGAAACCGUCCCCUCAACAGGGUACCUCGCUGUACCCGUACGAUACAGCAUUGGACACUUAUAAGUACAUCCAUCCAGACCAGCACAAACCGUCCUACAGCCCUGUUGUGAGGCGCCCCCUGGCAGAUCCUGGUCAAGCUGCAACCGCCAUCCAGAAGACAUUCAGGGGAUACAGCACCAGGAAGGGACCUUCUGUUGACCACACAAGACAUGACCUUGUAACUGACCUUGACAAACAACCCAGCAAAAACAAGACAGUCAAGUUUCGCAAACAAACCAUGAAGCUUGAACCGUUGACCCGACAGAACACCUCUCACACACAAACCACGUCCUCACGAGAAAUAAGCGACUCUGGGCCCUCCCAACCUGAGACAUCUGCCCUGGAUGAACUGUUUGCAUAUGACAUGGCAGAGGGCUACAUUGAUGGAUACCUGUCUGAAAGUCUUAUACCUAAGGCACUCACAGAUGUACUGGCCCCUGAGACAACUGCGAGACUUCACAAUGACCGCGUACUCAGGAAUUUUGUGGUCAGUUUCGUCAACACCUUCUUGGACGACGAGGCCAUUCCGGACGUCCUGAUCAGCGUCCUAAAAACUGACCCGUCCAAAGCGGGCAUGUCAGCAGCCUUUCACUUCCACUCAGACCGCAGGUUUGCGGAGAACUACGUGGAUUCUCUGGUACAGGAGAUGAUGGAGGAGGAGUUGGUGCCGGACAUUCUCAUCGAGGUGUUGUCUGAACACGGCAACGAACCCGCACAGGCACCUGUGGUCUACUCUCCACGAUUAUCUCAUGGCCUGACGGCAGCACAUGAAGACCUGGCCGCCGGGGUUACAGAAGACUUCCUCAACUCACAACUCAAACCACAACUCAGGGAUGUUGUACUGGAAUCCAACAGGGAACUGGUUGACAGGUACUUUGCUGAAAAAGCCUUUGAUCCACGACUAAUCCGUGAUGUCUCAGAAGACCUCAUGGAAGAAGUGGUACAGGAGGGGACAGAGGAGGCUAUACGAGGUGCCAUAUCAGACAUGGUGGGAGACACCAUAUACCGCGGCGCCGCGUACGACUGGAUGAUGGACCUGGCCACGGACGUGAUCGGAGAAUUCAUGCCUGACAUAGUGAGAGAAGCUGUGUUUGACGUGAUUCUGGAGCAGAUGAUUGAUACGGAGAUCGUGUCGGAGGUUGUGGAGGAGGAGGCGAGAAGCACGUCUGCGCAGGUUCUGGAAAAGUACGACAAUGCCGUGCAGAGGAGGGAGCUUCGCGAGGUGGCCUCCCGUGCCAACAAGAGACUGCUAGACGGGGUGUUCCUCCACCAUUUGCUGAACCUGUUUGCCAGGGACGGCCAAGUCAUGAGCAGAGAGGACCUGGCACUCAAGUCUCUGGACGGCAUCAUUCUGGACAACUUACUGAAACAGUACUUCAUGGUCAGAAACAGUCGACAGUUCACGCUGGAUAACUGGCCUACAAAACGACUUCACGAGAAAGUCGUGACUGACACGGCAGUAGAUGUGGUACUGACUGAGUUAGGCCAGCAGUUGGAUGAAGACAUGGAGGACCUACAUGAGUAUGAGUGGCAGCUAGAAGAUCCAGACAGUUUCCGUGCUGGGGGUAUGGAUCUCAAGGAGUGGCUCGGCAAGCUCAACGUCUCUCCAAGAUGAUACGAGAAACAACACCCCAGGAUCGACUGUAAGAACUCCAGCUACAAUUUAAUACAAACACUUGUCUCCUUGCAUACCUGUGUGCUAUCUAGGUACAAUAGUGAUGAGGAUCAAGGUAUAGUCUUUGCCAUGAUGGCACCAGUGUCUUUGUUGACUACAAAAUGUCUAUCCCAAGACUAGUGUGCUUUGUGAAGUGCAAAUUUCCAGUAACUAAACACUCAAUAAAACACUGGUUUACCAAGCUGCUAUGCAUCAUAAGCUCUACUGUAACAGUAAAUGAGACCAUUACGUUAGAGCUAGAUGUAUUUAUAUUCUUGUACAAAGAAUUCUUUUACGUAUAAUUGAAUGUUGUAUAGUGUAUGUUGUGUGCAAAUUUAAGUGCUUGCCAAUGUGUUAAUUCAAUCAAAGGUUUUUGUAGAAUGCAUACUAUAGAAAGAGAUUUAUUACUGUCAUCUUGGUCAAAACUUUUAUGUGAUACAUUGUUGUUCUUUGUAAAUGUAAGUCACUCUGUAUGUCAAAUGUAAAUGAUGGAUUUUGUAGAAAGCUAUAUUCUGUCCUUUUAAUGAUACCCAAAUCAGGGGUAUGCAUAUAAUGCAUCAAAAUAGGUCCAUGUGUAGAGAAAGAAAUCUCUAUUUUCUUGUUGUCUGUACAUCAUUUUAAUGUACCAUGUUAUCUUUAAAAUUGCAAUCUUUUACUGAGAAAAAUGACCACUAAUUAUAACUGCAAACUAUUUGUGGUAGACUUGCUGCAAGCAUAUCAAAGAAUAUUAGUGACUAUUUUUCUACAUUCCAUUUAUUACAAAGUCUUCUGUCUUACCUGUGAUUCUUAAGUUAAUGUGUGAUUCAUGUUGUGAUUGAGAGAUGAAUAAAGAAAUAAUUGCUUACAAAGUC